This is a messenger RNA of Pyricularia pennisetigena, 612 nucleotides long. RefSeq lists its product as uncharacterized. NCBI's taxonomy places the organism in Eukaryota, Fungi, Ascomycota, Sordariomycetes, Magnaporthales, Pyriculariaceae. The record is from RefSeq and is a predicted model, not a curated record. The transcript has 2 exons. Bases 1 to 612 code for a protein of 203 amino acids.
AUGUUUUUUGCAGUAUUUUUCGCCUUUUGGCGCAUUAUGCAGAUCAUAACUUUGAUCAUCAUCGUCGGUCUGCUCUCGUGGUUCGUCAACGGCUACGUCAACAACAACCUCCUAACGCCCAACUUCAUCCUGAUCCUCUUCAUCGUCUCGGUCAUUGCGCUCGCCUGGUCCAUCUUUACUCUCUUCAGCUACCACCGCAGCAGCACAAAUGCGCAAUUCGUCGGCAUAAUCGACAUGCUCUUUGUCGGCGCCUUCAUUGCUGGCGUCUACUUCCUAGGAUUCAUUUCGAGGGCCGACUGCUCAAGCAUCAGCACCAAUGAGUACUACAGGUUUGGCCUGGGCGACUGGGUGGCCGUCGAGGGCCGUGGCUUCGCCAUUCGCACCGAUAAGCCCUGCGCCAUGCUCAAGGCCAGCUUCGCGUUCGGCAUCAUGAACUGCAUCUUUUUCUUCGUCACGUCGGUCCUGGCCUUCAUGCACGGCGGCCGCAUGAGCCGCAAGGAGGACAAGUACCACAGCCACCGUCACUCGCACCGCAGGCACUCGAGCCGCGGCCACAGCCGUCACAGCCACCACAGCAGGAGGAGCUCCCACUCGCGCCGCACCUACGUUUAA